Ornithodoros turicata is the source of this 990-nucleotide messenger RNA. RefSeq names its product neprilysin-4-like. The transcript is spliced from 12 exons. Gene Ontology annotation, biological process: protein processing. Gene Ontology annotation, molecular function: metalloendopeptidase activity. The record is from RefSeq and is a predicted model, not a curated record. Gene Ontology annotation, cellular component: plasma membrane. NCBI's taxonomy places the organism in Eukaryota, Metazoa, Arthropoda, Arachnida, Ixodida, Argasidae. Bases 1 to 990 code for a protein of 329 amino acids.
AUGAACAAGAACGACUUGUACCAUUUGUACAUCGAUUGCAGUAUGGAAACGCUGGUUGAGGAAUUAAGGCGGACAUUCCGGAGUCUCAUUGAAAGCAAGGCUUGGAUUGAUCAGACAACAAAAACGGAGGCUUUAAAGAAGAUCGAUGGUCUGGGAAGUAAAAUAGGAUACGCUGACAGGCUGAUGAAUGACUCCUACCUGGAAGGAAAGUACAAAUACGUGAAGAAAUUCUCCCAGAAUACUCCGUACGUGAAAAUCAUCGCCAACCUCUUGGGGAACAACGCGAUGCAAGCGCUGGAACAACUAGAGACCUACUACAACAAAUCCGUCGAAUGGUACACAGGACCUGCCGUAGUGAACGCUUUCUAUGCACCUGGGAGUAACGAUAUCUCGUUCCCGGCUGGGAUUCUGCAACCUCCUUUCUACGAGUAUGGAUUACCAUUGUCAGUGAACAUGGGAGCAAUAGGAAUGGUAAUUGGCCACGAAGUCACGCAUGCUUUCGAUGACACCGGCAGUCAAUUCGAUUCUGAUGGAAAAUUGCACAACUGGUGGACAGCUGAAACCAGAAAGGCAUUCAAGGAAGGUGCACAAUGCUUUAUAAAACAGUACGGCAGUAUCAAAGACAGUCAGACCUCGCUCAUGCUUAACGGUGUUAACACACAAGGUGAAAACAUUGCUGACAACGGAGGACUGUUUGGUGCAUUUCAUACAUAUCGAACACUCCUCGAAGAGAAGCAGGCAUACAAAGAUUUAGCCCUUCCUGGCCUCGAGAAUGUCACCAGCGAUCAAAUGUUUUUCAUCGCUAACGCCAUGGUAUGGUGCCAGAACACUCGGGAAAGACAGUUGCGUCACCUGAUUCAGUACGACGUGCACGCGCCAGCAAAAUACAGGAUCAUCGUACCCAUGAGCAACAUGCCUGAGUUCUCGGAGGCAUUUAACUGUUCAGCAAGCAAGCCGAUGAAUGCAACUCGCAAAUGUAGAGUGUGGUGA